This is a messenger RNA of Zingiber officinale, 771 nucleotides long. RefSeq lists its product as uncharacterized. Bases 1 to 771 code for a protein of 256 amino acids. Lineage: Eukaryota; Viridiplantae; Streptophyta; Magnoliopsida; Zingiberales; Zingiberaceae. The record is from RefSeq and is a predicted model, not a curated record. The transcript is spliced from 2 exons.
AUGAUCUCCGGAGAGCCCACAAAUGGAGAUUUUGCUAGGGCUCGAAAAUCUCAUGAGCGCCGCUUGAAGAUACACGUUGUAGGAUGCAGUAGGGAGCAAGUUGCAGGGCCCAUCAUCAGCUUUGGGCCACAAGACUUGGAGGGGCUAGAGCUUCCUCAUAAUGAUGCCCUAAUAAUCAAAGUCAUCAUCGCCAACAGUCGUGUGGCUAGAGUUUUCGUUGAUACCGGAAGCUCUGUCAACGUGUUGUUCAAGAGUGUAUUCGAGGGAAUGCAAAUCGACGUCAGUGAACUCCAGCCUGUGACUACUUCAUUAUACAAUUUCACCGACAAUGAAGUACGACCCAUGGGUCAAAUCAAGCUAGUCAUAUCUUUGAGCAGUGAGCCCCUAGUAAGGAUGCAAAUGAGAACCUUCAUAGUAAUGGAUUCGUCGUCCUCGUACAACGUCAUCUUAGGGAGACCAACAUUGCACGAGUUCCGGACAACAGUCUUCACUUUCCACCAGAAGAUCAAGUUCCCUUUGGGAGACCAAGUCGGGAAUGAGGAGCCUCUACCUAUAGCAGAGGAGCCCAUUUCUUGGGAAGAGGUUCAGCUCUAUCCCAAGCUCUCAGAAAGCCUCACCCACAUAUCGAGUGACCUGCUUAUCGAGAUCAAGACAGACCUGGUUCAAUGCUUGACGUGCAAUAGGGACAUCUUCGCUUGGUCCCCCGAAGAGCUACCCGGAGUUAGGCCCGAGGUGAUUGAGCACAAACUACAUCUUCUGCCUGAUUCCUGA